AUGACUGCAUCAUCACUAAGCUCGUGGCUCCGGCUGCCCAGACCCAAGUCCUUCUUUGGGUUCAUGUCCCUCCAGACGGGCACCGAACUGAUUUCCAUCGCUCUUCUCUUCAACAAAGCCACCGGCAUCUACGGUAUCCUGACGCUAUUCACGGGGUACUCGCUCUCAGCGCUCCAAAUCACAGCUUACCUUGGCUCGAUCUUUGUGCUCCUAACCCUUGCCGUCUGCAUCCCGCACAUCCGCCAACGGAGCCCCCUCCAAAACCUCGCGCUCGCGUGGGUCUACGCCAUCGACACACUUGUCAGCGCCGGCUACACGGCUGCCUUUGCGACAACAUGGUACUUGGCGUCGAUGCAUGACACCAAAGGUCCGGCGGGCGCAGAGGACGAUGUGUCGUCGCCCAGCAAUGGAGACGUGCAGCUGGAUCCGAGCCAGGAGGCGCAGGUCAAGGCCGGGACCACCGUGCACGAUACCGCGGCCAGCAUGGUGCUCAUUGUGGCGCUCACCCUCAUCCGGAUCUACCUUACGCUUGUCAUCACAGCGUACGCGCGCAUGGUGCUGCUGCGUUUUGUGGACGAACAGAUGAGCGAUUCUAAGGAAGUCGCGGAUGUGUCGCCGGAUCCGUUUGCUGUGGGCGCGCCGCUUGGAGAGGGUUGGAGGGGGAGACUUGGACGGGCGAUGGUUUCGAUUGGGAAGGGAUACUGGUUAGGAGGCAAGAAGGAAGAUGAGGAAUGGACACGGCAGGUCAACUCCAAAUUCAGGAGCACGAGGGAUUGA
Molecule: messenger RNA, 777 nt
Organism: Dichotomopilus funicola
Lineage: Eukaryota; Fungi; Ascomycota; Sordariomycetes; Sordariales; Chaetomiaceae
Product: Inositolphosphorylceramide synthase subunit Kei1-domain-containing protein
Exons: 2
Coding region: 1-777 (258 amino acids)
Biological process (GO): inositol phosphoceramide metabolic process
Cellular component (GO): Golgi membrane; inositol phosphoceramide synthase complex
Molecular function (GO): inositol phosphoceramide synthase regulator activity
Source: RefSeq, a predicted model, not a curated record